AUGUCCCGAAGCCGACUUUUACGGUCUCAGUCAACUGACGACCUCUUCAAUCGCACUCUCAACUCUUAUUCCUCUUUAGCUUGCGACAACAUCUAUCGCGCAACCUCAUUUGAACAUUCAAGCCCGCCCCCCUAUGAACAGGGGUUUGAAUCACGAUAUGAUAAGCUUUUUUCACAAUAUUCUGCAACCAAUGAGACGGAUACCAGCAGUUACCAGCGUCAUCCUAUGAAGGAGCGCCGUGUGACCUGGGCUCCUAUCCCAGAGUCUACUCCUCCCCGUGCUAGGCACCCCAACGCCUUGGAAAGGACCAUGAGGUCCCAUAAUCACGCGUAUCGAAACUCGGAUUUCAAUCAGUCGUGUCCAAUUCAUGGCUAUGAUGGACAGAAAUUUAUCACGAGUGAAAGCCCAAACAGAUAUGACUGGUAUACUAGGUCUUAUGACUCACGGCCCAAUACCUCAAGCCUCUACGAAAUACGUCCAUCAACCAGGGAUAUUCCUUCCAGAUACGAUUCUACCCGGUACGGGGCGACGGAACCCAGGAUGUCAAGAGACUAUCUUCGAUCCGCUAAUGUACCUUGCAUGAUACCUCAUAGGUACUUAAGCUUGAGCAAUAUCAGGAGCCCUUUCUUAGAUAUGGGUUAUGCUCCUUCCAUUGCGCCAAGGUAUCAUUACCCUGUCAACUCUGCACUGAUUCCACAAUCUACCUUACAAAGACCAAAAUGGCGUAGAUCGAUCAUCGGCCUGAACCGAUGGAGUAUGUACCAUUGA
Molecule: messenger RNA, 768 nt
Organism: Puccinia triticina
Lineage: Eukaryota; Fungi; Basidiomycota; Pucciniomycetes; Pucciniales; Pucciniaceae
Exons: 5
Coding region: 1-768 (255 amino acids)
Source: RefSeq, a predicted model, not a curated record